AGACUUUGUUCAAUCAUAGAUGGCAAUCUAAAUUAGAAGAGCAUUGAGAAAGUGUUAAGUCUCAUUGACCAGACAGUCUUUUCUGGUUCAACGUUGGCUUUCAUUUUUUAGCUUUUUUUUGUUCUUUUUCAGCAUUUCAUCAUAAAUUUGGAUUGGUGCCUCGAAAUGGCGCCAAGUUUAUCGUCAGCCUUUUAAUUAAUCUCAUUGGUGUGUCGUUGCGACUAUUUUCACUGUUACACUUUAAGCCUGAAAGCUCCACCUCACCUAACCCUCGAUUGGGUUUAUAGUCGUACAAGGCGUGACUCUGUUUUAUACGCACUCGUAUUGCAAGUGUUUUGGGUUAAGGUUUUCAUGCUGCUCUUGAGUGAUGCUUGAGUUGAUGGUUUGAUGUUGAGAGUUGAUUAUUGUGAGCAACAAGAAGCUGUUUAAGUCAUCUUUUUUUUCAUCGUUUUUCUUCUCAUGGGCUUGUUAAUAACAUUAUCAUCAUGAAGAUGGUUUCUUGUGAAGGUUGUGGUCAGCCCAUUAAAGACCGCUUCUUGGACAAAAUAUUGGACCGUGCUUGGCACACUUAUUGUGUCGUGUGUUUUGACUGUAAAAGUGAAUUGACUGAAAAAUGUUACUCUCGUGAAGGCAAAUUGUUCUGCAAGCAAGAUUUCUUCAAACGAUUUGGUAAAAAAUGCGCCCGAUGUUCACAAGCAAUAUUCCCUGAAGAUUAUGUUCGCUGGGCUCGCAACAGUGUUUACCACAUUCGCUGUUUUACAUGUGUUGAUUGUCACAAGGAAUUGUUAACAGGAGAUGAACUUUACAUCAUCAAUGAAGAUCAACUAUUUUGCAAGAGAGAUUAUCUAGCAUCAAGUCAACAAAGCCACGUGAAAGAUGAGUUAAUGCAACCAGAAUUAAGCAUGAGUCCACCUGAUAGUAUGAGCUUGAAUCAAAGCGAUCUUAGCAUGAACCAGAGUGACCUGUCCACUUUACCCUCAUCGACAACGGACCAUUUAACGGGUUCCGUUCUUCCAACUGGAGACCUUACAACUGUAGUUUCACCUGCAGAUUCUUUACCUGAAUCUGUUGGACAUCGUCGUGUUUCCGUUGUGCGACCAACUUCAGGCCAUAAGCAAAGUUCAUCUGAACACAAACCAACAAGAGUGAGAACAGUUUUAAAUGAAAAACAAUUGACAACCUUAAGGAGCUGUUAUAAUGCCAAUCCUCGACCAGAUGCUCUACUCAAGGAACGCCUUGUUGAAAUGACUGGACUUUCUCCUCGUGUGAUACGAGUUUGGUUUCAAAAUAAACGCUGUAAAGAUAAGAAGAAACAAAUCAUGAUGAAACAAAUUCAACAACAAGAAAAGGAUGGAAGGCAAUUACAGAGCAUUGCUAACAUGCAAGGUGUCCCAUUGGUAGCAACCAGUCCAGUACAACAUGAGAUUCCUCAUCCAAUCGAAGUCCAAAGUUAUCAUCCGCCCUGGAAAACAUUAGUCGACUACAAGCAAAUACAAAGCGAUUGUGAUCAAGAUGAUCCUCAUUUAGGACAACAUAUUGACGUUAAUUAUCAUUGUCCUCUUCAUGUAUAACAUUCAGGCUCAACAAAGUUUUUAUUUUUUACACCUUAUUCAACGAUUUGUUCCCAUCUUUUCACCACCGCCGUCACCAUCAUUUCCACCAUUUUCUUCUUUUCCCAUUUUCUCCUCUUCUCUUUCACUCUCUUCACCUCUCUUGCCCAUCUUUCAUCAUCAUCAUCAUCUAUACUAUUAGAUGGUGAUGCCAAGAUUCAGUGAAAACCUACUCUAUAGGCUUGAAAUCCACUCCAUAUCUCACCUUGCCUAUAUAAGAAUCUUCCUUGUUUCUUCCUUUUCUUUCCCCUUUUCUUCUCUUCUUCCUCUUCUUAUUUUUCAUCUUCUUUUUUCUUCUUCUUCUUCUUCUUCUCUUUUCUGACUCUUUAUUUUCAUCUUUUUCAAUCCACAUCAUCUUUUUCCUUUCCUCAUCUUCUUAUUUCAACAUAAAUAUUUCAUCCUCAAUGUGAACAACUCAUCAUGCAAUUUCUCAUCCUCAUGCUUCUCUUUCUCUCUCCAUCUCUUGUUCCUUACCUUUCUUGCCCUCUUCAAAGAUGUAAGAGAAGAUGUAACAAUUAAUAAAACUCUAAAUCAAUUGAAA
Messenger RNA from Tetranychus urticae (two-spotted spider mite), 2151 nucleotides. The record is from RefSeq and is a predicted model, not a curated record. Lineage: Eukaryota; Metazoa; Arthropoda; Arachnida; Trombidiformes; Tetranychidae.